GUCUGCUGAAGAGUGGGGGAAGCACGGACAGAGGGAGUGACUGUAACAACAAGCCUGGGAGGAUUCCAUGUUUUCUUUGGCCCUGAAAUGCCUUAUCAGUCUGUCCACCAUCAUCCUUCUGGGUUUGAUCAUCGCCUACCAUACACGGGAAGUCCAGCUCUUUGUGAUUGACAAUGGCGCAGAUGACUGGAGGAUAGCCAUGACCUACGAACGCAUCCUCUACAUCAGCCUGGAGAUGUUGGUUUGUGCCAUCCAUCCCAUCCCUGGUGAAUAUAAAUUUUUUUGGACAGCCCGCCUAGCCUUCUCCUAUGCUCCUUCCAGGGCUGAGGCUGACGUGGACAUCAUCCUUUCUAUCCCCAUGUUCCUCCGGCUGUACCUGAUUGCCCGAGUUAUGUUGCUGCAUAGCAAGCUCUUUACAGAUGCCUCAUCACGGAGUAUUGGGGCACUAAACAAAAUCAACUUCAACACACGUUUUGUCAUGAAGACUCUCAUGACCAUCUGCCCUGGGACAGUACUCCUAGUCUUCAGCAUUUCUCUGUGGAUUAUUGCCGCCUGGACAGUACGAGUCUGUGAAAGGUACCACGACCAACAGGAUGUAACUAGUAACUUUCUGGGUGCAAUGUGGCUUAUCUCCAUCACAUUCCUUUCCAUUGGGUAUGGGGACAUGGUUCCUCACACAUACUGUGGAAAAGGUGUCUGUCUUCUCACUGGCAUCAUGGGUGCCGGCUGUACUGCGCUGGUGGUGGCUGUGGUUGCCAGAAAGUUGGAACUCACCAAAGCCGAGAAGCACGUUCACAACUUCAUGAUGGACACUCAGCUCACAAAACGGAUAAAGAAUGCCGCAGCGAAUGUCCUUCGAGAAACAUGGCUUAUCUAUAAACACACCAAGCUGCUCAAAAAGAUUGACCAUGCCAAAGUCCGGAAACACCAGAGGAAGUUCCUCCAAGCUAUCCACCAGCUGAGAAGCGUAAAGAUGGAACAGAGAAAGCUGAGUGAUCAAGCCAACACCCUGGUAGACCUUUCCAAGAUGCAGAAUGUCAUGUAUGACUUAAUCACAGAGCUGAACGACCGGAGUGAGGACUUGGAAAAACAAAUUGGCAGUCUGGAGUCUAAACUAGAACAACUCACUGCCAGCUUCAAUUCCCUUCCCUUGCUCAUUGCGGACACCCUUCGUCAGCAGCAGCAACAACUCCUCUCAGCCGUCAUCGAGGCUCGGGGAGUGAGUGUGGCAGUGGGGACCCCCCACACGCCACUCUCCGACAGCCCUAUUGGGGUCAGCUCCACUUCUUUUCCCACCCCUUACACAAGCUCAAGCAGCUGCUAAAUAAAACUCCCCACACAGGAAGAAUUGCCGACAGGUCUUAAGAUGCAAGUCAACUUUCUCCCGGUCUUUCUGUCAUCACAGGAACAUUCAGGCUGAGUGGACAUAAAGAAUAAGAUUGAACUAAUUAACAAACUCAUGUUCAUUCAGAGUGCUUGGUUCGAUAUGCCUUGAAAUCAGAAAUCGAAUCUCUGUUUAGGUGCCUAUAUGUGGAAGAGGGAAAGAGAAAUGAAAGGAAACCAAACAUU
Messenger RNA from Vombatus ursinus (common wombat), 1569 nucleotides. Its product is annotated as small conductance calcium-activated potassium channel protein 3. Gene Ontology annotation, biological process: potassium ion transmembrane transport. The record is from RefSeq and is a predicted model, not a curated record. NCBI's taxonomy places the organism in Eukaryota, Metazoa, Chordata, Mammalia, Diprotodontia, Vombatidae. Gene Ontology annotation, cellular component: neuron projection; plasma membrane; neuronal cell body. Bases 68 to 1324 code for a protein of 418 amino acids. Gene Ontology annotation, molecular function: small conductance calcium-activated potassium channel activity; calmodulin binding. The transcript has 8 exons.